AUGAUCUACUCAGAAACAGAUGUUUUAACUAAAAAUAUGCUCAAUUUAACAUUAAUGACUCUCUUUAGAACGUCUAGCUAUGCAAGAACUUCACUAUCCUAUCAUAUUAGGAAACCACAUUUUGUUUUUGUUAGGCCGGGAUCCCGUACUUUUUCCACCACAGUGAGCCAACACCCACUAACUUUCACGAAUAAACUAAAGAACUUUGUUAUCGGAACUGUCAGCGUCGUAUUUGGUGUCUCCUUUUUGGAAUAUUAUUUUGAUUCAAGGGCCGCUAUUCAUAAGUACUUUAUCACUCCAGUUCUGAGAACUGUAACUGAUGCUGAGACGAGUCAUAAACUUGCUAUAUGGGUGGCAAAAUGGGGCUUUUGUGCAAAAGAUAGACUUACGGACGAUGAAAAACUAGCAGUUAGAGCAUGGGGAAAAAAGUUUUCUAAUCCAAUCGGUUUAGCUGCUGGGUUCGAUAAGCAUGGUGAAGCCAUUGAUAGUCUUUUUGAUCUUGGGUUUGGUUAUGUAGAGAUCGGAAGUAUUACUCCUGAACCUCAG
Messenger RNA from Scutellospora calospora, 546 nucleotides. The record is from the annotation of a GenBank genome assembly. NCBI's taxonomy places the organism in Eukaryota, Fungi, Glomeromycota, Glomeromycetes, Diversisporales, Gigasporaceae.